AUGACUAACAGGUCCGACAGCGGCUCAAUAUCAAACAUAUUCGGGGCAUUCUUUGAAGCCUGGCUGGUUCGCCAAGAACAUUUCUUAGACGAACUUCUCUCGGCCCAACAACGAAUCAAUGAAGCCCGAGACGAAGACCUCAGAGAUUUGGUGUAUCGGGUUCUUCUUCAUUAUCAGCAGUACUAUGACGAAAAAUCGAGGAUUGCCCAGCGCGAUGUUUUCCUAGUGUUUUCUCCCCCGUGGUUCACUUCGUUCGAAAGGUCCCUGCUUUGGAUCGCCGGGUACAAACCGGGUCUCGCAUUCCGGCUCCUGACCGAGUCGGUACCCGAUUUGUGCGACGGGCAGCGGGUCAGGAUGGGCCGGCUGAUGGAGGAGACCCGGGUGGAGGAGCGCGCGCUCAACGACAAGCUGGCGAAGAUUCACGAGAGCGUGGCAGCGCCGCCGCUGGUGGAUGUGGCGCGGCGGUACGGGAGGUUCGCGAACGGCGAGAUCGUGGAGGAGGACGUGGCGAUCGAUGAGUUGAAAUCGGCAUUGGAGUCUGUGCUGGCGAAUUCGAACUUUCUGAGAACGACGAUGGCGACAAAGCUGGUGGAUAUGCUGAGCUCGGCUCAGGCGGUGAGGUUUUUGGCGGCGGUGGCGCAGUUUCAGCUGAAGAUUAGGAGUUUGGGUUUGGAGCGAGACGCGGACGAACAGAGGGAAUUGAAUGGCGGUGGUGGUGGUAAGAGUCCAAUUGGUAAUUGGUAA
This is a messenger RNA of Prunus armeniaca (apricot), 744 nucleotides long. The record is from the annotation of a GenBank genome assembly. Lineage: Eukaryota; Viridiplantae; Streptophyta; Magnoliopsida; Rosales; Rosaceae.